Messenger RNA from Meloidogyne enterolobii, 793 nucleotides. The record is from the annotation of a GenBank genome assembly. Lineage: Eukaryota; Metazoa; Nematoda; Chromadorea; Rhabditida; Meloidogynidae.
AUGUCAACUUCUAUUUCCGAUUGUAUGCGCGAGCUUCGAGCUCUUCGGAGUGCUAUUGCCUUGCAGGAUCGAAUUAUUUCCACACACGAAAGAUCAAUUGAUCGACUUCGCAACCUAGUUAUAGAAGGUGGACUUCGUCAUGAAAUUAUGGAAUCAUGGGCUGAGCAUGUCCCAGCAGAACAACGCUUUAGACGAUGCUUCUCACCAAUUGUUAGUCGAACAAUCUUAGCUCGAAGAGUUCAACAACGUAUAACUGAACGACGUUUGAAGAAUAAGGAAGCAAUUCAUCAGCUCCAAUUACAUGAAUUUGCAAUUGAAAGAAAUGAGAGCUUUAUUAUUGAACAAAAAAAUAGACGUGAAGAAGCUGGCAAUAACGAUCGCCUUGAAAGUUACAACAAAAUGAUCAUUGAAAAAAUUGAUAGGAAAUUAGAGCGUCGUCGUGAACAACUAAUUUUAGGACAUCAGAAUCUUGAUAUUCACAAUGAAAUGCAACGCCAAUUUCAAUGGCAUUUUAGUUUUAAAUUACCUGAAAAAAUUUUUUGGGUUGAUACGUGUGUUGUUUGCAAGGCUGAGGAAAAUCCAGGUUUUAUGGGUACAUGUGGACACAUAUGUUUAUGCAAAGAAUGCUGUAAUCGUCUACACUUAGAUGCACAUAAUUCUGGAAAGGUUGCGAGAUGCCCAUGUUGCCGAAAAAUAACCGUAUUUUUUAAAUAUGUUUUUGAACUAUAAAUGAUUAAAAGAAACAACGACAUAAAAGUUUGAAACCGAUUUUGGACUAACAUUUGCGGACAUC